Messenger RNA from Anopheles cruzii, 4470 nucleotides. RefSeq names its product poly(A) RNA polymerase gld-2 homolog B. The record is from RefSeq and is a predicted model, not a curated record. The coding region runs from base 1 to 4470 and encodes 1489 amino acids. The transcript is spliced from 7 exons. Gene Ontology annotation, cellular component: cytosol. Gene Ontology annotation, molecular function: poly(A) RNA polymerase activity. NCBI's taxonomy places the organism in Eukaryota, Metazoa, Arthropoda, Insecta, Diptera, Culicidae.
AUGCCGGGCACAGUCUGCAUGGGGAACGGUGUACCGGAUGCUACGGUGGCGCCGCUAAAUUUGCAGGACAGUGCAGUGAUCGUUUGUAAGGCGAACCGGGACAGCCAAAACACGGAAAAUAUGAUCCCACUGUCCAGUGACUGCGCUCAGGAUUGCGUUAGAAUCGGCAAUAGGCAGCAUCAGCAGGAUAAAAGCGUUAGCAAAGCGAUCACCGCUGUACAUUUCGCCUCGGGACCGAUGGCGGCGUACGGCACAAUCAUUCGGGGACGGAAGGGGUUCAGUAAUGGUAGCUCCAUCUGCAAUCGUAAGAAGCAAUCACACCAGCAAGUCAUAAACCGGCUGAAGGCGCUGGAUUUUAACAUUGCACCAAGUGGCCUGGACAUGACGGAGGAUCCACUAGCAAGGGCUGUUGGCGCUGCCGAAGCGCCUUCUGAUUCGGAGACCGCCAAAAAGGAUUUCAACUGCCAGCCAAACAACGGCGUUGGGGGCUAUAACGAACCGCAAUGUAGCAUUCCGACAUGCGAACGCAGCGAACGAUCGAAAAAGAAGCCUUCGCAUGAGACCAAAACCGCCAAACACAGAUCGGAAGAUUUGGCCGUUGGUGAUUCGUCGUUGCAAUGUGCCGCAAACGGUGGACCCUCGGCGGAAAAGGAGCAAGCCUUUGCGAAAGGCAUGAAGGAAAUGCUUUUGAAGGCCACCGAACCCAGCCACACACCCCCCGGGGGGGGAUUCGCUUCGGAAGACAUCGUUCAUGGGUACACGCACAGAGCUCACAGUUUUAUCGAUGCUUUGUCACAAUGCUCGACAAACGGUGCACCGCCGAUCACAAGACCUGCCGGUGCCGGUGGCCGCACCGCCGACUCAUCAGCUGGCCCCGCAUUAUCAUCGUCAGGGUCAUACGCUUCAUCACAGCAUGGAACACGAGGAAAUUCUCACAAGUCGCAACACAAGGGGGGGACGGUCAGAACGCACGCGGCCACCAACGGUGAACAUGAGCCUGGUGCCCGGACUGGUGGCAAUGGAACUGGCGGUAUUGUUAUACCGUAUGGUAAAAGCAACAAAACUGGCCCUCAGGGAACGUCCUCAAAGCAGAAGGAAUCGGCCAGCCGGUUGGAUCUCUUCGGUGGUGGUCCGGCGGUCACUUCGCAAAACAUUCGCUCAACUGCCCAUCAGCAGCAGCAUGCCCAUCCACAGCCAGCGCCGUCAUAUCUGCACCAUUUGUCCGGGGCUCAGACCGCCGCCAAGCACCAGGCGCAUCCGCAGCAACCGAUGCAACCGGAACUGCAUCACGCGGCGAUGUCCAAAGCGAACGGGUCUCACCAGUACUCGUUCGAUUUUCUCGUAGACGUUGGCUUGAAGAUGUCUUACGCCGGCACCGGCAAUGGCACCGGCGGUGGUCAAUCGGUGGGACCGAUGCCAUGCGCCGCUUCUCAGAUGAACUACAAUUUUACGCAACAAUUCCAGCAACACAUGCAACAACACCAUCAGCAGCUGCAGCAGCAGCAGGACCACAGCCAGAGUCCGAGCCCGAGCCGAUCGCAAUCGCAUCCGCUAAUGCACCAGCAUCAUCAGCAGCACCAUGGCCAGCAUUUGCCCCAGGCGAUGUCUCAACAGCAACACCACCGAUCGCAGCCCACCGCCGUGUACGGAGGAGAGAAUCUGAUUUCCCCGCAAAACUUCGUGAUGAACGAGGCACCGGCACCAUUUUCGAAUCACAUUGCGAUGGCGAGCACCGGAGAACUGCAGAUGUUGAGCGGUGCUAACGGCAACGGUGGCACUAGUAGUAACAUGAUCGAACCCGCGCCCUAUGUCUACACCCAGCACGAGGGCGGCGACCAGCAACAACAUCAACAUCAUCCGGCCAUGUACUACCCACAGCAUCAUUCCCAGCAGCAGCAGCAGCCACAUGGACAGUAUCUGCAUAAUUAUCACCCAAACAACAACUAUCAGUACCACAAUCGGAACGGGCGAGGAAUUCCAGCCAACUACUAUGGCCGCGAUGAAGGCAGCAGGAAAAAACCGUGGGCCGGACACGCAGGAGCAGGCAAAGGCAAAGGCGGGGCUCCGCCGAGUACUGGGAAACAGUUCAACAAAGUACAAAACGUAGGUUACUCUUAUCGAAAGAACUACCACCACUACCACAACUAUCCCGCGGGCAAUGGCCACCAGUACCAGUACGAGCAUUCGUCCGUGCCGCCCCAUCAUCAUCAUCACCACCACCAGCAACAGCAACAGCAGCAGCAGCAGCAGCAGGCGCAACAUCACCACCACAAACAGAACAUGUACCGGAACUUGGUGUACGUCCGGGGGUACGACCAGGGCCACGGGGCUGCGUCUCCGCCCGAAAUCGGUUCUCACGGUGCCAAGGAGCCAGCGGAGACUGCGGAGGAGCAGCACAACGUGGACCGGUGCGUAGACACCCGAGCUACCGAGGAAGAGGUUCCGAACGAACUGGAGAAGGAAGUCCGGGACGGACAUGAGGACGGCAAGCUUUGCAGCGUUCCGCGAUCUUCGUCGUCCUCGUCGGUGGUGUCGAUUCCAUCGACCGCCUCGUCGUCGGCAGUCUCGUGCCGUUCGGCUCAAGCGCACCUCACGCUGGAAGCUGCGGCCCAAGCCGGGCCUAAUGGGCACGAUUAUGAGUCCGACUCGUCGCACUCGUCCGAUUACCACGAUGGUACGUACCGGGCGUACUCCAACCACGACGAUCGGCCGACCGUGUAUCGUUCGUCCUCCACCACGUCCUCGGGCAUCUCGUCGUCGGCCACUUACCCGCCGUCGAACGAGUUCGCACCAUCGACGCCCCGGUCCAUGGCGCACCAUGGUGCCGGAGCGCUGGAGGGUGAUUUUUUCGGCCGCAGUCACAGCUACCACGGAUCGCACCAGAAUCUGUCCGCGUACGCCAGUGGCGGAAGUGUCGGCGAAGUGAGCCCACCGGUCGGCUCUCCCACCGUUUCGGGGACACAAUCACUGCCACUGUUUGGUGAACUGUUUGGGACGGCUGCCAACCAUCACCAUCACCAUCAUCACAGCCAGUCGGUCAUUAGCUUCGGCAGCAGCUCCUCGUUGGAUCAGGCCGCGACGACGCUGCACACGACGGUGGCCACGGGUAGCUCGUCCAGCUCUUCGUCCCUGUCUGCGUCAUCGGUGCCGCCCAACGACUUUUCGUCGAUGCAGAGCGGACAGCCAAAGAAACGCAGUCAUUCGGGACGUGCCUCGCCAACCAACGGGAGUGUGCCGCUGCCACGUGCCGCUUCGAAAGAGAAUGUCCCCACCAACCAUGCCGUGCGCAAGAAUAAUCAAGUUUCGCUGAGCUACACCUACCGGACAUCGGUUCCGCCGCCGGAGAUCCACCAUACGCCGGCCGAUCGGUUCAUUUUGCGUGCCGAUGAAGUCGAAAUGAAAGCCCCACCGGAACCGCUGACCGACGGCGGGCCGUACGAUGGGCUGUCGCAGAGUGUGUGGGACAGGUUUACGGCCGCCCAGCAGACGGAGCACACGUACAUCACCAAGCUGCGGCUGUGGCGCUAUUUGUACAUUUGCAUCCGCACCCGGUUCCCGAAGUACGGUCUCUACCUGGUCGGCAGUACGAUCUCGGGCUUCGGAGCGAACAGCUCGGAUGUCGACAUGUGUCUGGUGGUCCGCAGUGCCCCCAGUCACUUCGAUCCGCGCACCGAAGCGCUGUACAAUCUGUCGGCGGUGAAAGACUACCUGGUGAGCGAAGCGUCGCCCACCUUCGGGCAGUUCAGCCUGAUUCAGGCCAAGGUACCGAUACUGCGGUUUCAGGACAGCAAACACGGCAUCGAGGUGGACCUUAACUUUAACAACUGCGUCGGCAUUCGGAACACUCACUUGCUGCACUGCUAUUCACAGCUGGACUGGCGUGUGCGGCCCCUGGUGCUGGUGGUCAAGCUGUGGGCUCACCAUCACAAUAUCAACGAUGCGAAAAGUAUGACAAUAUCGAGCUACUCGCUGGUGCUGAUGGUGAUCCACUUCCUGCAGUGCGGCGUCAGCGUACCCGUCCUGCCGUGUUUGCAUUCCAUGUACCCGGACAAGUUUAUGAAAAUUAUCGACAUCAACAGCAUCGAAAUGAUCGAGCGGAUCGAACCGUACCAGACGGAGAACCGACAGACGCUGGGCGAGCUGCUGUUGCAGUUUUUGGAAUAUUAUACGCAUUUCGAAUACGCGCGCUAUGCCAUUUCGGUUCGUACGGCAUCGGUUAUACCGAUCGAGGAGUGCCGGCUUGCCCGGAGCUACAAAAAUGAUCCUCACCACUGGAAGCAUCUGUGUAUCGAAGAACCAUUUGAUCUGACCAACACCGCCCGAUCCGUGUUCGAUGGGGACGUCUUCGAGCAGAUCAAGUCCACCUUCGGCACCUCCUGGCGUAUGCUAGAGGCCAGCAAGUGCUUAAGCGCCCUGUUCGGUGAUCCACUCUUCACCCCGCUCACGUCGACACUUUCCAUCACCUCAUGA